Molecule: messenger RNA, 2887 nt
Organism: Amyelois transitella
Lineage: Eukaryota; Metazoa; Arthropoda; Insecta; Lepidoptera; Pyralidae
Product: putative RNA polymerase II subunit B1 CTD phosphatase RPAP2
Exons: 2
Coding region: 157-1647 (496 amino acids)
Cellular component (GO): nucleus; cytoplasm
Molecular function (GO): RNA polymerase core enzyme binding; RNA polymerase II CTD heptapeptide repeat phosphatase activity
Source: RefSeq, a predicted model, not a curated record
CAUUCAUUGACACUUUGAUUGAGGUGACGUGAUCAGUCAGGUAUUUUUACUUAAAGUUCUUCUGAGGUCUCACUCGACUUAAAAAAAUAAAUAAUAUUAUUUAAGUCGGAGAUUAUAACACAAAAAAGGAUAGCAAAACGGCACAGAGUACCCGAAAUGGAUACAAAAAAUGUUAGAAUGAAGAAAAAGCCGUGCAAAAUUGAAGAAAUGACUAAAGAGCAAAUACGUGAAGCGAUUGUCAAGAAACGAGUAUGCAACGCGAAAGCGCAAACCAUUGUGGAAAGCCUGUUAGAGAAGGUCGUAACUGAAUCAUAUUUCUUACAAUGCUUGCCAGACAUCAAUCAGAGCCACUUCGAAGAUGUUAUAGAAGAGAGGGCUAUCAUUCACCUGUGCGGUUACCCGUUAUGUCAAAAUGCACUUUCAGAAAAAGACAUCCCAAAACAGAAGUACCGAAUAUCUAUGAAAACCAACAAGGUUUAUGAUAUCACAGCUCGGAAAACUUUUUGCAGCAACAGUUGUUACAGAGCGGCGAAAUUUGUGAAAAAACAGAUGUUAACAAGCCCCUUGUGGUUUAGGGAAUAUGAAGAGAUACCUGCCUUCCAUCUGCUUCCUUCUGAUACAGUCGGCAGCUUGGGCCUAGAAGUGGAUGUAUCAAUAAUAGAGAAAAUUGAAGUAAAAUCUGAUAAGUCUCAAUUUUCUUCAAUCAAUGAUUUUGCUACUGCCAGCCUCAAUGAAAUGACUGAUACUGGCAAUGAAUUAACUAAUAUUGAGGCUAAAGUAAUUGUGAAAAAUGUUAAUGAUUGUGAAAAUAAUAACAGUAGUUCUAGUUCUAUAGGAAAUUUGCUGAAAAUGAGUUCGGAAUACUCUAAGGAGUUCGUAACAAGUUCUGUUAAGCAUAAUCAAAGUUUAAACAUUAAUUCUGUUGAAUCUCAACAAGGUACUCAAAGUAAUGUUAGCAAUCAGAGUAAUAAAGAGUUCACAAAGAGAGUUCAACGCAAACAUAACCCACUAAAUAUAGUUGGCGACAUUAUAGAAAAGCCAGAGAAAAAAAUUGACCCAAUAUUGGCUCAAAAGCCAGAUAACAUCCCUAAAGCCCAAAGCAAACCAAAAAAUGUAAUUAAAAAGUGUCAACCGGCUGUCACCGUGUUAACGAUUGAAGUAGAAAAGCGCCUUGCCGAAUGGUUCACUUUAGACACGUUGCUUCUAUUGUUUGGAGAAGAGAAAGUCAGAGAAAUGGUGGCUGAUAAAGGAGAGUGCAUUAAAGAGUAUUUAAAUAAUUACGCUAACAGCAUAGCGUACAAUGCAAACACUUAUGACCAAUACCAAGCUCUAUGCAGGAAGCUGAACAUGCUCGAAUUAGAAGAUAGACAAUUUGAUGCUCAGACUUUACAAAGAGAAUUAAAACCACUUCCAGACUAUUCCAUGUUGCAAGAGGAGAGUAAGAAAAUGCAGUUGAAAGUGAGAGCGUACUUUGCUGGGGAAAUGACUAUUCCUGAUGUGAGCCAAGAAGAACAGGAUACGACUCCUGCUGAAGAAGAAAGUCGACCUAGGCAUUUGCCACUUGUUGAUAAAAAUGCUCAAAAUGCAUUGAGGAGAAGGAUUGUAUGUGAACAUUUGUUAUUUUUCGCCCUUUCUUAUUUUGAAUAGGUCUGUGAUAAUAUUUGAUUAUGACUAAAUGCCUAAAUGGGUACUCAAUUAGCCAAUUGUUUUGUUAUACAUAAUUAUAAACAACUUAAAAAUUCAAUUAACAGCUCCAACAUGUAGAAAAUACAUUUUAUUAAAAUCAGACAAUCGCUUCUAAAGUUAUAUUGUUACAAACAUACUAUGUACAAUACAUACAAAAAAAAAUUUCUCCACAAGUUGAUUGGUAGAAUGAAAAGAUUAAAAUAAAAUUAAAAAAAAAAAAACAAUUAAAUCACUGUCUAACAUGUCAGUGCAAAGCCCAAACAACUGAGAUUAGAAAUUUGAAGUGUGGCAAGUUGGUCCCUUUCUUUAUUUUUGGUCUUAAAGUACACUAAGAAUUACCUGAAGUGCUCGUGGAAACAGAAAUUCUAGAGGUACAGCAGUGGUAAUGGGACAAAUGUUUUAUGCAUUCUGAUCUGUGGGCAUACUCUAGUUUGAAAUAUAAAAAAAAAGGGAUGGUUUGUAGGUUGAAAGUAUUUAAAAUAAUAAGGAAACUAUGGCUGACCUGAUGAUUGUGUUGUUUACAAACUACUAAGGUGUUGACUUAGAAAGUAUAGAAUAAAGAUCUAUUUGCUCUCAAUACAAUUUCUGAAAAUUCUUUAUUAAUUGAUAUUAAUAUAAAAACCCCUAGGGGUCUAUGAAAAACCUGCAAUGGGACCACGUCAGUGAAAAAUAAAUUGGGGGUCCAUGAAAUGUAAAUGAGGAUCCACGAUAGUGGAUUUCAACACAUACACUGGUAGUACCUUCUUAUUCCAUCAUACAAUCUUAUAAUAUCAAAACACAUACAUUAUUUAGAAAAGUACCUAUGAAGUAAAAUAUGUAUUAUAUAUGUUUAUAAAAUUGUGUAAGUUGCAGAAUACAGGAAAUCAAUAUCAGGUAAGUAGCACAACAUGGAAAAACCAAACACAAAAAAGUUAGGGGAACUCUGGUUUAAAAAGUUUAGACAAUGGUGACGACAGAGAUCUGUUGAUGAUUAGCAUUUAGUUUUUGGGUUGCAACAGUCAGAAAUAAUUUACAACUAACCUGUUAGAAAUUAGCAGCUUUUCUUGGACAAUUACGACUGUUUACCCACGCUUAGAUAUCAUGUCUAUACCGUUAUCAUAUUUUAUCUAUAAAAUCGUCGUAAUAAUUAUCAUUUAUUCUCAACAUGUUCUUGAGCCACAAGGACUCCAAUUGAUAACAAUAUUUAUAAUUUUACCCCACA